GACAGGAAGGUUUAUAUUGUGUAUAUGGGUGACCUUCCAUCUGAGAGUGAAUAUACUCCAAUGUCUCACCACCAAAAUAUUCUUCAAGAUAUUCUAGAUGGAAAUUCAGUGCAGGACACAUUAGUUCACAGUUACAAAAGGAGCUUUAAUGGAUUUUCCGCAAAACUCACUGAAAAAGAAGUUGAAAAGCUCUCUGGUAUGGAUGGAAUAGUAUCAAUCUUUCCAAAUCGAAUCUAUCAACUUCAAACUACUAGGUCUUGGGAUUUUAUAGGACUUCCUGAGGAUGUGAAACGAAUGCCUACCGUUGAAAGUGACACCAUAAUUGGUCUUCUCGAUACUGGGAUAUGGCCAGAGUCGGAAAGUUUCUCUGAUGUUGGUUUUGGUCCUCCUCCUAAGAAGUGGAAGGGUGUCUGUGAUGGUGGUCACAAUUUUACCUGCAACAACAAGCUCAUUGGGGCAAGAUAUUAUAAUCACACACCAGGCAAUAUAGAAUCUGCCAGGGACACACAAGGCCAUGGUACUCACACUUCUUCAACUGCAGCGGGAAAUAUUGUUAAGGGUGCUGGCUUCUAUGAAAUCGCAAAAGGAAAUGCCAGGGGAGCAGUUCCCUCGGCCAGGAUCGCCGCUUAUAAAGUCUGUUUCGCUAUGGGUUGCACAUCAGAUGCAAUUUUGGCAGGAUUUGAUGAUGCAAUUUCCGAUGGCGUUGACAUUCUUUCAGUGUCACUUGGUGGUACUGAACCAGCUAGCUUUGAGACUGACCCUGUUGCCAUCGGGUCUUUCCAUGCUAUGAAGAAAGGCGUACUCACUUCACAUUCGGCAGGUAACAGUGGACCUCAAUCACAGACAGUGUCCAGUAACGCACCUUGGUUAUUAACAGUGGCGGCAAGUAGUACUGAUCGACGGGUCAUAGACAAAAUCGUCUUAGGAAAUGGAAAGACGAUUCAGGGUCUUGGAGUGAACGGUUUCAAGCUGCCUGGAAAUCGAUUCCCGCUUCUGCAUGGAUAUAAUGUUUCAACCAUAUGUACUCCUUUGACAGCAACUGCUUGCGAUAAAGGGUGUUUGGACAAAGACUUGGUUAAGGGGAAAAUUGUCAUAUGUGAUACACACAUAGCAUCUGAGCCUUUUACAUCGGGAGCUCUAGGAACCAUCUUGAUUUCGGAUCCUGCACACACACGGUUUGAUGUGUCUUCAGUUUAUCCAUUACCAGCUGCUCUAAUAAACACUACGAAUGGUGACCUUCUCAAGUCUUAUUUCAGGUCUACCCGUAUAUUAUUAGUUUUAACGUCUUUUAUUAAUUUCAACAGAAACCCAAUAGCCACCAUUUUGCGAACUGAAUCAAUAAAAGAUUUUGAAGCUCCUGUUGUAGCUUCGUUUUCUUCUCGCGGACCAAACCAAAUCUCACCAGACAUUAUCAAGCCGGAUAUUAGUGCACCUGGAGUUAAUAUAUUGGCUGCGUACUCACCCGUGGCUAGUCCUUCAGACACUGUGGGUGAUACUAGGUCAGUGAAGUACAAUAUUAUCUCUGGGACAUCGAUGGCGUGCCCUCAUGCAACGGGAGCAGCAGCUUACGUUAAAACACACCAUCCUGAUUGGUCUCCUUCGGCUAUAAAGUCCGCUCUAAUGACCACAGCUUUCGCGAUGAACAAUACGAAGAAUUCUGGUGCAGAAUUUGCUUAUGGGUCUGGUCAAAUUGAUCCGGUGAAGGCUCUAAAUCCUGGUCUAGUUUAUGAUGCACAUGCAGAUGACUACGUCCAAUAUUUAUGUGGUAUGGGUUACGACUCGUCCAAAGUGAAGCUCAUUACAAACAGUACCUGUCCCGGCGGAAGAACUACACCCGAUCAACCUAGGAAUCUGAAUUAUCCUUCAUUUGGUGCUCAUGUCGAAGAGGGAAAAAAGAUCAACUUAAAGUUUACAAGAACUGUGACCAACGUAGACACCACAAGUUCAACGUAUAAGGUGAAGAUUACAUCGGAUGACAGAAUUACGGUUGCAGUGGAACCUCAAGUUCUUUCUUUCAAGUCAUUGAACGAGAACAAGUCGUUUGUGGUAACCGUUGUUGGAGAUGCAUUCGGUCCAGAUGAAAUGGCAACUGCAUCACUGGUGUGGUCUGAUGAGGGUCACAUUGUGAGAAGUCCAAUUGUUGUAUAUUCGCAGGCUAUUCUCUGA
Messenger RNA from Papaver somniferum (opium poppy), 2166 nucleotides. RefSeq names its product subtilisin-like protease SBT4.6. The transcript has 9 exons. The record is from RefSeq and is a predicted model, not a curated record. NCBI's taxonomy places the organism in Eukaryota, Viridiplantae, Streptophyta, Magnoliopsida, Ranunculales, Papaveraceae. The coding region runs from base 25 to 2166 and encodes 713 amino acids. Gene Ontology annotation, biological process: proteolysis. Gene Ontology annotation, molecular function: serine-type endopeptidase activity.